Alosa sapidissima (American shad) is the source of this 3528-nucleotide messenger RNA. Its product is annotated as UDP-glucuronosyltransferase 2C1-like. The record is from RefSeq and is a predicted model, not a curated record. Bases 502 to 2088 code for a protein of 528 amino acids. The transcript has 7 exons. Gene Ontology annotation, molecular function: UDP-glycosyltransferase activity. Lineage: Eukaryota; Metazoa; Chordata; Actinopteri; Clupeiformes; Clupeidae.
UUAUUCACAGAACCAUGCUCAGUUAUAAAGAAACUGUAUACUGACAUACAGUUCUUCCUUUAGUCAGAUUCAUCUCUGUUAGUUACAUUACUUGUUAUGGUCCUGCCCAGUACUUCCAGAUCCUAGUUCAUGUUUUCCCUGUGCUCCGUAUUCUGUUUGCCCACUCCAUUGUUUAUCCAAGAGCCUGUGCUUCCUGGUUCCUAGCAGACUGACGGAUACCUGAAACUAACCCAAGCACUCCUACCUGCACGAUCUGCUGGCUCUCACUUUAGCAGCCAGUUUUGAAGCCCUGUUGGCAUCUCACCUAGUGCUGUUCUGAAGCCAUGCUCAGGUGUUUCUGAACGUGUCUUGAGUUUGGAAUACAGAACUCCACCACACCCCUUUUCUCACCAGCUCUGCUCAAAGUUCAUGCUUUACUCACUGAGCAAAUAAAUUAUUCCAUUGAACUGAUCACACCUUACAGUUCAACAUCAUUGUUUAUGACCAGUUGGAUUUGUCACCAUGAAAGGACUGUGUGUUUUUCUUGUGCUUUUUGCACUGUGCGUUGUACCUACGGUAAACUGUGGAAAUAUCUUGGUCUGGCACACUGAAGGAAGUCACUGGAUCAACAUGAAACCUGUGCUGGACACGCUGAUUGAGAGAGGUCACAAUGUCACCAUGCUGUUUCACAAUGCCUCAAUGUUCAUCGAUCCCAAGGAACACGCACAGUACAACCACCACCUGUUUAAUGUCUCAAUGUCCAUGUCUGAAAUUAAGGACUCUUUUGAAAAGAUCUUACAUUUUUUUAUGUAUGAGGUUUACAGCGGGAACUAUGUGAAGAUGUAUUGGAAGCUCUAUGAACUUUUGGAGCAAAAUUCGGCUAUUGGCCUUAAAAUGUGUGAUGGCAUUCUGCGGUCCGAAACUCUCAUGGAAAAACUGAAGCAGGGCAAAUAUGAUCUUGUGUUCGCUGAUCCUGUUUAUCCCUGCAGUGAACUGGUAGCUGAGAUUCUGCACAUACCCUUUGUGUACUCUCUGCGUUUCUCAAUAGCCAACACCAUGGAGAGACUCUGUGGAAUGCUGCCCGCUCCACCGUCAUAUGUUCCCGGCACUAUGGUCAAACUGACUGACCAGAUGACCCUCAUUGAAAGAAUCAUUAAUGUUGUGUUCUAUCUGGUGCAAGACACAACAUUUGGUCUCACGUGGAAACGUUAUGAUCAAUAUUACAGUGACAUUUUAGGGAAUGCCACCUCUUUCUGUAAGCUAAUGGGCAAAGCUGACCUCUGGUUGAUUCGGACAUACUGGGACUUUGAUUAUCCCCACCCCAUCCUUCCUAACUUCAAAUACGUUGGAGGAAUUCACUGCAAACCUGCCAAACCCCUACCAAAGGACAUGGAGGAGUUUGUUCAGAGCUCCGGGGAUGAUGGGAUUGUGGUGUUCACUUUGGGAUCAAUGAUCACAAACCUCACCAAAGAGAAAAGCAAUGUCAUUGCCUCUGCCUUGGGGCAAAUCCCACAGAAGGUGUUGUGGAGGUACAAAGGAGAGAAGCCAGAGACUCUUGCUCCAAACACCAGGCUGUACGAAUGGAUCCCACAGAAUGACCUGCUGGGACACCCCAAAACCAGAGCUUUUGUCACCCACGGUGGGACCAAUGGGUUGUAUGAGGCCAUAUAUCAUGGUGUUCCCAUGGUGGGUAUUCCACUAUUUGGUGACCAGCCAGACAACAUGGUGCACAUGAAAGCCAAAGGAGCUGCUGUCAUCAUGGACUUCAACACCAUGCAGGCCAAAGACCUUUUGGACGGACUGAGGACAGUGAUCAAUGAUCCAUCGUAUAAAGCCAGUGCCAUGAAACUGUCAAAAAUACACCAUGACAGACCCCAGACGCCAAGGGAUGAGGCCGUGUUUUGGAUAGAACAUGUGAUGCGCCAAAGGGGGGCGGAGCAUCUAAGAGUACAAGCCCAUAACCUCACUUGGUACCAGUACCACUGUCUUGAUGCAUUCACCAUUCUUAUUGGGAUAGUUAUACUGAUUCUCUUUGUGGUUUACAAGACUUGCCAGGUUUGUUUCAGGAGGCGCUGUUUAAGAUCAAAUCAAAAGAACAAACAAGAGUGAAUCAAUUUUAUAGGAUUUUUUAUUUGCAUUUUCUCAGUGUAUUUGGGGAGUUUUAAAACCAGAUCUGGCUCCAAAUAGCUGCAGCACUGUUUAUACAUUUUAUUUACUUGAACUUUUAUUUACUCAAGUUUUCUUGAGUUGGUGUCAAGGGCUGUUUUUCUCUUGCUCUGAAGUCAUCUAAAUGAUUGUUUUUUAUAAGUCCAUUCCAUCAGGUCAUUUCCCCAUACAAUACCUCUGACAUAGACACUGAUCCCUUUUCUUCAACUCGUCCUCCAUUCUCCUUAAAGACUGGCAGCCUAAAUUCACAUACAAUAGAGGAAAACCACACACACAUUGUAAUGCCUUCAUUAGGACUUUAACUCUGAAGAAUUUACAGAUCCAAACACUGAUGGAAGUAUACAAGUUUAGAGAGGUCUGAAAAAACAGAAUGCUUUGUGCUAUAUAUUUUUUCGCCAACUAUAACACUGCAAUAAUACACAUUGCAAUCCAGAGCUUGAUGCUUUCCAUACCAAAGCUGCAACUGUUACUUCCCUGUGCUUUCGCCAACAGUCAUGACGGGUGUGGAUGUGUUGGAGUGGUGUGGUAGCAGUGGCUCCUGCCGCCAUGUUGUGUAUGCACACACACACACACACACCACACACACACACACACACACACACACACACACACACACACACACUCUUACUGGUCCUCUCCCUCUUCCACACAUGCAAGUUUCCCUUUGAGAUCAAACCAAAUGAACUAACAAGCAUGAGUGGUAUUUGCACUGCAUUUGUUUGCUUUUUAAAUGCAUUUUAAAUGUAUUUUGUAUCUCUAAAACAUAAUAUUAUAUUAAAAGAAACUGCAAAACUGUUUUUAAAUAUAUUGCACUCUCUAUCAAGGCCUGAAAACAUCAGCACUGUCUACCCAACCCUAAACACCUUGGAUUUUCAUUAGAGGUAGAACUACUAUUAGACCUUAGUGCAUAUACAGAAUUUUACAUGGGCAUUCCAAUACAGAUUACAGUCAAUAUGUACACCUAUGUUAGUAUUUAUAAGAAUGUAUGAACCCUAAGUAACACGUAGUGGAGGAUCAUUAUUUGUUUAUUAUAUUUGUUUAUUAUUAUUGUGUUUCCUACAGUAUUAGAUAGAAAUUAUCAGACUAUUGCACAACUAUUCUAACCUACAAACUAUAGCUACAAAUAUCGGUGUGUGUCCAUAAGUGCAAAAAUGGCAAUUUCAGAGAAUUGGAUCAUUAAAGUUUUAAGCUAUUGCCCUUUUAUGCUUUUAUUUACUAUUCUUUGCUUUUGUUUAUGUCAAGUACCUUGAACUGACCCUGUGUAUGAAAUGUAAACUUGCCUUGCUUGUCCAAUCAUCCUCACACAUCUUUGUGGAGCAUCUUUGUUGAUGACUAUAUAUUAUAUUCAUACUUUAUAUGAAAUACGAUGUCUGGUUCUCAUGG